AUGACCACCGUGAACGAUUCGGUCCAGCUCGGCGGUGAUUUGGACGCAGUCGGGGAGCUUCUCCGAGCAGAGGAGAGCUACUACUCCCUCAACGACGAAGAGCUCGCGUUCUUGAAGUCGCAGACGGGAAUCCAGGAUGAAGAUGCGCUGAAGGCGCAUAUAAUCAAGGUCCGAGCACUGGCAUUUGCGGUCUUCCCGUACGUAUGUAUCCGUCGCUUCAUGUUUACCAAGCUCAAGAUCUCCUGCAUGCCCAAGUACGAUCGUCUCUUGAAGCUCGGGCGUGAACGCACGGGCGCGAUCUUCCUCGACAUCGGCUGUUGUUUCGGGAACGAUGUGAGGAAGGCUGUUGCCGACGGUUUUCCCAUCGAGAACGUGAUCGCGUCUGAUCUUGAGCAAGAAUUCUGGAACCUUGGUCACACGUUGUUCAACUCUACGCAGGAUACAUUCCCAGUGCCCUUCGUCCAUGGCGAUGCCUUGGACCAAGCGUUCCUUCCCGUAUCACCCCCGCUGCGGUUCCCUGCAGAAACACCUGCGCCAGCGCUCUCCUCCCUCACUUCUCUCGCACCUCUACAUGGACGCGUUUCCGCCAUCCACGCCUCUGCGCUCUUCCACCUCUUCCUCGAGUCUCCGCAGGCGCAGCUUGCACGCGCGCUCGGGGGUCUCCUCUCGCCCGUCCCCGGCUCCAUCAUCUUUGGCGCGCACGCCGGGAUGCCGACCCCAUGUGCAUUGGAAGAGUCAGACAGCGCUCGGAAGAAGCACUAUUUCUGUCACUCCCCGCAGAGCUGGACAGGGCUGUGGGAGGAGGUGUUUGGGAAGGGUGCAGUAAAGGUGGAGGCCCAGUUAGACCCGGCGAAUAUCGUGCCGACGGCGGAUAAUAGGCCUGGAAGGUAUACGCUGGUCUGGUCCGUAACGCGGGUGUGA
This is a messenger RNA of Sparassis crispa, 921 nucleotides long. Its product is annotated as Methyltransferase ausD. The record is from RefSeq and is a predicted model, not a curated record. The transcript has 5 exons. Bases 1 to 921 code for a protein of 306 amino acids. Lineage: Eukaryota; Fungi; Basidiomycota; Agaricomycetes; Polyporales; Sparassidaceae.